Molecule: messenger RNA, 1167 nt
Organism: Mercenaria mercenaria
Lineage: Eukaryota; Metazoa; Mollusca; Bivalvia; Venerida; Veneridae
Exons: 4
Coding region: 11-1009 (332 amino acids)
Source: RefSeq, a predicted model, not a curated record
UACAGGUAAAAUGCCCAAGCAAGCUUUGUCAAUGCCUGACAUUGAACAGAUUGUAAGUUUUUUGUCCAGCUAUGCAAAUGCUAAUGGUUUGCCAUUACCAGGUAGAUUGCAAAAUUACAGACAGCAAAGUGUUAUACUGUUACCAUCUGAUCAGAGUAAAGCUGACAUACAUGCUCUUUAUAAUGAAGCAGCACAGCAAAAUAGUUUCAGGGCAGUCAGCCUAUCUGAAUUCAAGAAAAUAUGGUUGCAACAAUGUCCACACAAAGUUAUUUGUAAACCAGCUACAGAUCUUUGUGCUAAAUGCAAAAAAUAUGCACAUGAAAUCUCUAACAGUGGAAACUUAAGUGAGGAAGACAAAGAAACCCUUUUAGAGAAUUACAGAACAUACCUGAGUAAAGCCAAAUGUCAGAGAGAUUACUACAGGGAAAAAUGUGAGGCUGCUAAAUUGAAUUAUUCAGUGAUGACUCCAGAACAGAAGCUGAGAGGUCAGCCACCAUGUUCAUUGCCUGGAACACAGCAAUUCUCAUUUGACUUUGCCCAGCAGCUAUUUUAUCCACACCAUGCACAACAAGUUGGACCUCUGUAUUUCAAGACUCCCAGGAAGUGCCAGUGCUUUGGAGUGUGCUCAUGUCGUAGUCUGGGUACACAGGUAUUCCAUCUCAUUGAUGAAGCAGAGUGCACUGGUAAAGGAGCUAACUGUGUGACCAGCUUACUGCACCGUCAUUUUCAGCACCAUGGGUUUAGAGAGGAGCAUGUGCAGUUGCAAAUGGACAAUUGUUCUGGACAAAACAAAAACAACACUGUAUUGUGGUAUGGGCUAUGGAGAACUGUGACUGGGCUUCAUAAGACUGUUGAGUUCUCACCCAUGGAAGCUGGCCAUACAAAGUUUAGUCCAGAUUGGCAUUUUGGAGUAUUCAAGUCUAAAUGGCGACACUGUACAGUUGAGACCCUAGACCAGAUUGCUACAUGUGUUCUUCUGUCUUCAAAAAACAGGCACAACAUACCUUAGCUAGUAAAUGAUAGUGAGAGACCAGUGUUGUUUUAUGACUGGUCUGUAUAUCUUGGUCAGUUUUUCAAAUGUAUUCCUUCUCUGAAAAAGUACCAUCACUUCAGCAUGACAAGUGAAAAGCCUGGUGUAGUAUUAGUUAAGGAAUACGCAGGUGACAA